AUGAGUGGUGGCCACCAGCUACAGCUGGCUGCCCUCUGGCCCUGGCUGCUGAUGGCUACCCUGCAGGCAGGCUUUGGACGCACGGGACUGGUAUUGGCAGCAGCGGUGGAGUCUGAAAGAUCAGCUGAGCAGAAGGCUAUUAUCAGAGUGAUCCCCUUGAAAAUGGACCCCACAGGAAAACUGAAUCUCACUUUGGAAGGCGUGUUUGCUGGUGUUGCUGAAAUAACUCCAGCAGAAGGAAAAUUAAUGCAGUCCCACCCCCUAUACCUGUGCAACGCCAGCGACGACGACAAUCUGGAGCCUGGGUUCAUCAGCAUCGUCAAGCUGGAGAGUCCCCGACGGGCCCCCCGCCCCUGCCUGUCGCUGGCCAGCAAGGCCCGGAUGGCGGGGGAGCGGGGAGCCAGCGCCGUCCUCUUUGACAUCACGGAGGAUCGAUCCGCUGCUGAGCAGCUGCAGCAGCCCCUGGGGCUGACGUGGCCCGUGGUGUUGAUCUGGGGUCAUGAUGCCGAAAAGCUGAUGGAGUUUGUGUACAAGAACCGAAAGGCCCACGUGAGGAUUGAGCUCAAGGAGCCCCCGACCUGGCCAGAUUACGAUGUAUGGAUCCUCCUGACGGUGGUGGGCACCAUCUUUGUGGUCAUCCUGGCCUCGGUGCUGCGUAUCCGGUGCCGCCCCCGCCACACCAGGCCGGACCCCCUUCAGCAGCGAACAGCCUGGGCCAUCAGCAAGCUGGCCACCAGGAGGUACCGGGCCGGCUGCCGGGGCGCCAGGGAUGAGUGGCCAGACUCCGGGAGCAGCUGCAGCUCCGCCCCGGUGUGCGCCAUCUGCCUGGAGGAGUUCUCCGAGGGCCAGGAGCUCCGGGUCAUUUCCUGCCUCCAUGAGUUCCAUCGUACCUGUGUGGACCCCUGGCUGCAUCAGCAUCGCACUUGCCCCCUCUGCAUGUUCAACAUCGUAGAGGGAGAUUCGCUUUCGCAGUCCCUGGGACCCUCCCGAGCUUACCAGGAACCGGGCCGGAGGCUCCACCUCAUUCGCCAGCACCCCGGCCACGCGCACUACCACUUGCCCGCCGCCUACCUGUUGGGCCCUUCCCGGAGCGCGGUGGCUCGGCCCAGCCGGCCCGGCCCCUUCCUCCCAUCGCAGGAGCCAGGCGUGGGCCCCCGGCACCACCGCCAACCCAGAACCGCACACCCCCGGGCUCCGGGCGAGCCCCAGCGCCUGGCGGCGGCCCCGCACCCCUACGCGCCGGGCUGGGGGCUGAGCCACCUCCGCUGCACCUCCCAGCACCCGGCCACCUGCCCCGCGCCCCCUCGCCGGACCAGGCCCCACGACAGCAGCGGGUCCGGAGAGAGCUACCGCACGGAACGCAGCGGCUACCUGGCGGACGGGCCAGCCAGCGACUCCAGUUCGGGGCCCUGUCACGGCUCUUCGAGCGACUCGGUGGUCAACUGCACAGACGUUAGCCUGCAGGGCAUCCACGGCAGCAGCUCCACCUUCCGCAGCUCCCUGAGCAGUGACUUCGACCCCCUGGUCUACUGCAGCCCCGACGGGGAGCCCGCGGGGAGGGCGGCUCCGCCUCGCCUGGCCUCCCGGCCCCGUUCUCUGGACUCGGUGGUGCCCGCGGCGGAAACGCAGGUUUCCAGCCACGUCCACUACCACCGCCACCGGCACCACCACUACAGGAGGCGUUUCCAGUGGCACGGCAGGAAGGCUGACCCCGAAACUGGAGUCCCCCGGUCCAGGCCUGCCGCUCCUCGGACACAGCUCCCGCCAGAGCCGCCUUCGCCCGAUCUGCACGCGGCCAGGUGCAGCCCAGCAGCGCUUUCAGGGCAGCCUCCUGCCCUGCAGCGGCCCCGGGCCCUCACCGAGCCAGCCCCGGGGCCACCCGCCGCCUCCAGCCCCAGCCCUGCAGCCAACAACCUCUUCCACUUGCAGAAAUCCAGCCUCUCUGUCCGACACCCCCAGAGGAGACGGCGAGGGGGACCCCCGGAGCCCACCCCAGCCUCUCGAUCCCAGGACUUGCCUACCCACCCAACUUGCCAGAUUUUCCCCCAUUAUGGCCCAAGUCUGGCACACCCUUGGUCCCCAGAGGCCCACCCACUGAUCUUCGGACAUCCAGGCCUGGAGAGGAGGCUGCUACCAGAAGCCCCGGGCCCUACAUACCCGAGUUCCCAGCCAGUGUGGUUGUGUCUGACUCCACGCCAGCCCCUCGGACCGCACCCAUCUGGGGAGGGGCCUUCCGCAUGGAGUUCUGGCACCCCGGAGGGCAGGCCAUGCCCUUACCCACACUGCCAGGUGCUACCAGCCCAGCCUGGCACAGAAGAGGAACUGGAGGAGCUGUGUGAACAGGCCGUGUGA
This is a messenger RNA of Rangifer tarandus platyrhynchus (Svalbard reindeer), 2352 nucleotides long. Lineage: Eukaryota; Metazoa; Chordata; Mammalia; Artiodactyla; Cervidae. The record is from the annotation of a GenBank genome assembly.